UUUUCCUUUUCGCGGGAGCUUUCCUAUUGGCAACAGGUGUCGUAGGUGGAAUUUUAAUCGGCAUAUACGCAUAACACGGCGGGCCAUCAGGUAAAACAAUACAGGUAGAGUGCCUGGUGCAAAGCAGCAACAGCUUAAACCAGCAGACGACAGCUGGCCCUCAGCAGACGACACAGAAACCGACAAACAACCCCACCUACCAACCAACAAAUUGUUCUGUUUGUACCAAACGAGAUCCCAUUUUAGCAAAUAUUGAUCACGAACUGUUUGCUCCGUUAACGGAGAAAGAAAUGGAAAGAGUUCGAAGUGCACUGAUUGCACGAGGAAUAGUUCACACAGAUUUGGGUUCACAAAUAACUUUGAAAUCAAACUACAUUGCAUCCAUAGAUAUCCACACUCCAAACAAGGCAGAUGUAUUGAAGUAUAAAUAUGGAAACGGUGUUUAUCCCGGACGUCAGGCUACCGCUAUCGUAUAUCGAGGAGGUGCAUCGCCACCGGACAUAAUGGAAUACGUUAUCGCACCUUUAGAUAAAGGAGACAGUUUGCAAGUCACACCUCUUUCAGCGCCCGGAGAAAAUGCUUUUACAGCACGAGCAAUCGACUAUGUUGAACAAAACACAGCACUGGAAGUGUUACGCCCCAUAGAAGCUGUGCUUCUUCCCAUCGUUCGAGAAAGUUUUGACAACGCAUACUUUCAAAGCGGGGAUCUGCACUGGUGGCCAUAUGAAGGUCCACCGGGGAUGAAAGAAACCCUUCGUGAGUUGAAACUGCAGCUUUUUUUAAAUCCUGGAAUGAAGGAUGGGGAUUUCCAUCUUUUAGACAUGCUGCCUUUAGCUCUCAUUGUAAACACAACAAGUCAAACGCCCAAUGAUUGGAAUACAUAUGAUUACUAUUAUCUUAACCAAGGUCCAUUUGCUAGUGCACAGGAUCUCAUACAGGCAUACAACAGAGGUUCCAUAAGGAAAAUAAAACUUCCGUCUGGAUACAGAGACACGGUUGCAAAGAGAUACUACACCGGUCGGGAUGAUUCCAAACCACUACGAGCAAAUGCAUACAUGCCUCCGCCCCGAACAUACGAGCCGAAAGGUCCUAGGUACACGAUCAAAGGUCAUACUGUCGGCUGGAUGGGUUGGUCCUUUGAUGUAACAACGAGAAUGAUGCGUGGUCCGGCACUAUUUGACGUGAAGUUCCAGAACCAAAGAGUUUCGUAUGAAAUAUCUCUCAAUGAAAUUGCAUUGAUAUACGCAAGUGAUUCGUUCGAAAGAGAAAAUGUGUUCUUUACUGACGCUAUCUAUGGGAUCGGAUAUUAUUCAGGAACAAUCCCAAGUGUGGACUGUCCUGAACAUGGCCACCUUCUGGAUACUAGCUAUUACGAUGCAAAAACAGGACAAGCCGUUACAACCAAGUCGAUAUGUAUUUUCGAGAGUGAUGGCGAGGGACCACUCUGGCGUCAUAAGGCCAACGGGUACCAGUCUGGCCUAAGAGAUACUUGCCUCGUAGUUCGGAUUGCAUCAACACUUGUAAACUAUGAUUAUGUCGUCGAGUUUCAUUUUAAACUAGACGGCAAGCUCGCUACAAAAAUGAAAGCAACUGGACAAAUUCAGACUUCAUUUUGGGAUGCGGAUAAUCCGAAUCACGGAAAUCUUAGUACUGACGAUAGCCCGAGCGCAAGGGAUCCUUUUGGUUUCCGGAUUGGAGAAUUUUCGCAUGGGAUUAUUCAUGAUCAUAUGUUCGGCUUCAAAGUUGACCUGGACGUUGUUGAUACCAAUAACAGCUUUGAGAUUAUCCACUUUAAAUCUGGAGAAGUGGCUGAUGCUUUCAGAAAGAUUAAUCCGUCCAUAACGAAAAAACCCAAGUAUUUUCGCUACAACCAAACUCGAUAUAUAGAGUAUGAAACUGUUCAAAUCGAGUCUGGAUUUAGAGUAAACCUAAUGGAGCCGAAAUACUGGACAAUUGUCAACGGUAAUCGUAGAAAUAAAUGGGGCGCAAAGCGUGGCUAUGCGAUUGUCCCGAUGGCAACUGCUACACAAACGAUGGUGGGACGUGCAUCCAGCUAUGAACGUUAUUUCAUUCACAAAAUAUAACUGCGCUGUUACAAAACAGAAGGAAUCCGAACGAUUUUUGAACUCAAUAUUUGACGGUUUUCGAAUGUACAACAUGAAAGGGGACUUCAGUACCUUACUGAACGGCGAAGGCAUUGUAAAUGAGGACAUCGUUAACUGGGUAACGGUUGGUUUCGUUCAUGUUCCAAGCUCGGAAGACAUGCCCAUGACGACUGCAGUCGAGACCGGGUUUGUUCUGAAGCCCUUCAACUUUUUCGAUACCACCGAAGUGUAUGACAUGCCUCAAGUGUACUCUGGAAACGAUGGCGAUGUACAACAUCCACCUGAGUUUACUCCGUGUCUUGAAAAUAAAUAAAUCUCAAAGGAUUGGCAUAAAUACAUGUAUAUGCGAUAGUUGCAACAUGGUCUAUAAGAAAGAACUUGUAACCCAUGUUUGGAGUAGGUUAAUUGAUGUGAGCAAUAUUUGUAAAGACAAAACACAUUUUGCGUUUAUCAAAAUACAAAAAAAAGAUAAUAACUUGUACAUUAUACACCUAUAAUCGCAUUUGAGUUAAUCUUUUAUGCAUUGCAUU
Messenger RNA from Dreissena polymorpha, 2635 nucleotides. Its product is annotated as amiloride-sensitive amine oxidase [copper-containing]-like. Gene Ontology annotation, cellular component: plasma membrane. Gene Ontology annotation, biological process: amine metabolic process. The coding region runs from base 291 to 2084 and encodes 597 amino acids. The record is from RefSeq and is a predicted model, not a curated record. Lineage: Eukaryota; Metazoa; Mollusca; Bivalvia; Myida; Dreissenidae. The transcript has a single exon. Gene Ontology annotation, molecular function: copper ion binding; primary methylamine oxidase activity; quinone binding.